CAUAGAUUUAAUAGAUUAUUAAAUUCGAUUCUGCUUAUAUACACAAGUCUGUGAAUGAUGUUAUUAAAUUCAAUGUUUUAAGUUGUCUUAAUUUGAACUCACUUAAAUCGAGAAAGAGAUAAUUAAUAGGUAGUACUUGAUACCAAUUUCUGUAAAAAACCACUCUGCAAUAAAAGUACUGUUGCAUGUUUACAAACCUACCUACUGUUAUGCUAAAUGUCUCUGACAUCAUCUAGAGUUUUUUGAAUGUAUACAAGCGCAAUAGCAAGACAUAAAAUCACCGUUCAUCAAGUCAGCACCAGCGUUCAUUAUGACUACAGCUGCUAGACCCACUUUUGAUCCUGCAAGAGGUGGUCAAGGCCGAGGAGAGAAAGACUUAAGUGCUAUUUCUCGACAGUAUUCCAGCAGAGAUCUUCCUGGUCAUACGAAACUUAAAUACAGGGAAUCAGGUCAAGGGACAUCUGAGGAAUUACGCUCUCGUGAUUUUCGUAAGGAGUUGGAUGAUAGAGAAAAAGAUAUUAAAACUACUACUACAAAACGUACAAGUGAACCACAAGCAAAAAGAACUAAGGUUGAUCAAGUUCCUGCAGCAAGUCUUGAUGCUGAUGAUCCUCUUGAAGGCGAUUCCACUGACUCUGAUGAUUCAGAUGAUGAUACUGCUGCAUUGCUAGCAGAAUUAAACAGAAUUAAAAAGGAAAGGGCCAUUGAACAAGCUAAAAAAGAAGCUGAAAAGAAACAAGAAGAGGAAAGAAUUAGAAUGGAGAACAUAUUAUCGGGUAAUCCUUUACUCAACUACUCCGCUGCAGGACAGAAGAAUGACAUGAAGGUAAAAAGAAGAUGGGACGAUGACGUUGUUUUCAAAAAUUGCGCUCGUUCUGAACCGGAAAAGAAACUUAAUACUUUUAUAAAUGACUCAUUAAGAUCAGAGUUCCAUAAGAAAUUUAUGGAAAAGUACGUGAAAUAGUAAAUCAUUAUUGAUAUUGUAAUUCUAAAUUUAAAGUUGUUAAAAGCGAUUCUGUACUCUAUUGUAAGCGGAAUAGUGAUAACGAAGUGGAAAUGCUACUAUGGAUAUCACAAACACGCAAAGAAAAGAUUGACGAAAACCAAUAUAAUUUUAGUAAAUAUUGUGAAAAAUACGUCAUUUUGUUGUUUUGAAUAAAUUAUAUGAAAACAAA
Molecule: messenger RNA, 1175 nt
Organism: Bombyx mandarina (wild silkworm)
Lineage: Eukaryota; Metazoa; Arthropoda; Insecta; Lepidoptera; Bombycidae
Gene: c12.1
Product: spliceosome-associated protein CWC15
Biological process (GO): mRNA cis splicing, via spliceosome
Cellular component (GO): catalytic step 2 spliceosome
Molecular function (GO): RNA binding
Source: RefSeq, a predicted model, not a curated record